Messenger RNA from Umbelopsis ramanniana AG, 1384 nucleotides. RefSeq lists its product as uncharacterized. The transcript is spliced from 10 exons. The record is from RefSeq and is a predicted model, not a curated record. Gene Ontology annotation, cellular component: cytoplasm. The coding region runs from base 119 to 1291 and encodes 390 amino acids. Lineage: Eukaryota; Fungi; Mucoromycota; Umbelopsidomycetes; Umbelopsidales; Umbelopsidaceae.
CGACACUUACCAUUUUGACACGCCUCAGGUUUUUGUGACUGGACCCUUAGGACAGUUUUGAAACUUAACGGUGAAAUUUACUGACAAAGCAUUUCUACUUUCACUUAAACCACAACUAAUGCAAUCAGACGACUUUGACGACAUUCCAGAUCUUGUACCAGUCGUUGAGACAAGCACUGUGCCAAAGCCACCUAUUGAGCCAGCAUGCAAUAGCGAUGGCCAGAAAAAGAUACCAGUCACCAUUGUUACCGGUUUUUUGGGUAGUGGCAAGACCACGCUUCUCAAUUAUAUUCUCACGGAGAAGCAUGAAAAAAAAAUAGCUGUCAUAUUGAAUGAAUUUGGCGAAAGCAGCGACAUCGAAAAGGCGUUGUCCAUCAAUGAAGAAGGUGCACUAUAUGAAGAAUGGCUAGAAUUACGUAAUGGUUGUCUUUGCUGCUCAGUCAAAGACAAUGGCGUUAAAGCUAUCGAGAAUUUGAUGGAAAAGCGAGGCAAAUUCGACUAUGUGUUACUGGAAACGAGCGGAUUAGCCGAUCCAGGACCAAUUGCAUCUAUUUUCUGGAUGGACGAUGAUCUCGGCAGCGAUAUUUACUUGGAUGGUAUUGUUACGUUGGUGGAUGCAAAGUAUAUCUCUCAACAUAUCAAGGAUAAAAAAGAGGAUGGAGCCAUCAACGAAGCAACCAAACAAAUUGCCAUUGCAGAUCGAAUCAUUAUCAACAAAAAAGACCUGCUAUCAGAAAGUGAAAUGAGCGAGCUUGAAAACACUAUAAGUGGAAUCAACUCGGUUGCAACCCUAGUUCAAACAGAGCGAUCAAGAGUAUCAUUAGACUUUGUUUUAGAUAUUCAUGCUUACGAUAUAACCGACGUCAACGGUCUUGCUCUACAAUCCCAAAAGAUUAAUGAACACGCUAGUACGCACGUCCACCCUGAUAAGACGGUUGAAACCAUCUGCAUACAGCUGGAUCAGCCUAUCCGAGAUGUCGAUCUAUUGGAACGUUGGAUACAGACGCUCUUAUGGGAAAAAAUGGUUCCACGCACCGACAAGCAACAGCACCAGCAACAUGCAUCAUCCGAGGAAGAGCAAGUUACUGUGUUACGUCUCAAGGGCAUCAUCACACCUCAAGGAGGAAAAGAGCGCAUCAUCAUUCAAGGCGUGCAGGAUCUCUAUGAUAUGCAAGCCGCGGGUGGCAGUGACAGCACGGACGAUGAUGCUGGUAAACUAGUAUUUAUAGGACGCAACUUGGUUAAAGAGGACUUGGAGCAAUCCCUUAAAACAUGGUUAUCAUCUUCAUAGAUUGGCGCAGAUACUUUGUCUGAGCACAACACCUCUGUAAUAAACAAGUGGUUGCAUCUUGUGUGCCUGAAAUGAGGUGGUGUACUUGUAAUU